AUGGGCUUACCCGUCAGUACAGUUCCCCAAUCACCAUUGGUUCUCUCCACUUCUUGUAGCAGUGCAAAACUCAAUACGUUGAAUGCAAGUGUCAAAGUACUUGAUGAACUUCUUCAUUAUAAUCAUCAAUAUCGGAAAGAACAGACUGCUUUGGAGAUUACCGGGUUGGAAGGAGGAAAAGUCACGCUAUGGCCCAUACUGCCAAUCAGCAAUGAACUCGGUCAGGCUUUACAAGAAUUUGAGUCCGCCUUGCAGAACUCUCACUUUCAUACCGAUGUGCAGGCGGAGUGGUAUAGUAGCUUUCUUAUCAACCAAUCCUCAUUGUUGGAGUAUCAACAUUGGCAAAAUGCUUGGGAUCCGAGGGCCAACAAUGAGUAUGAAGUUUACAUGCACGAGUAUACCAACAAUCUGACUAGGGAUUUAUCAGAAGGAAAGAUACCAGGAGUGGACUUGGUGGUUUCUCUUGACAACACAUCAGAGUUGAAAGUUCCAGAGGGUACCACAAUAGGGAAGUUAGUUUUGGACAACUGGUCAUCUGCAGGUAAAUCCAAUGAUCCUUAUCUCCUGAAGACCGCUGGCCCCCUAAGCCUGCCACCGCUCAGUGAUUUCCGGGGUCAAUCUGACAAAGCUCAGGAGGCUGGGAGGUGUAUGAGUAGUGUACAGAUGUAG
This is a messenger RNA of Tremella mesenterica DSM 1558, 669 nucleotides long. RefSeq lists its product as uncharacterized. Bases 1 to 669 code for a protein of 222 amino acids. The record is from RefSeq and is a predicted model, not a curated record. The transcript has a single exon. NCBI's taxonomy places the organism in Eukaryota, Fungi, Basidiomycota, Tremellomycetes, Tremellales, Tremellaceae.